Chrysoperla carnea is the source of this 638-nucleotide messenger RNA. It is a transcript of the gene APC10, whose product is annotated as anaphase-promoting complex subunit 10. Gene Ontology annotation, cellular component: anaphase-promoting complex. NCBI's taxonomy places the organism in Eukaryota, Metazoa, Arthropoda, Insecta, Neuroptera, Chrysopidae. The coding region runs from base 50 to 604 and encodes 184 amino acids. The transcript is spliced from 3 exons. Gene Ontology annotation, biological process: anaphase-promoting complex-dependent catabolic process; protein K11-linked ubiquitination. The record is from RefSeq and is a predicted model, not a curated record.
UUGACAACUUAUAAACAAAAACAAAAUUUUUCAUAAUAAAGUUUUAAAAAUGCCAUCUAAAACGAACGAAAAUGGUCCUACAAAUGCCGAACGAAGUGGUACUGUGAGAGAAGUUGGAUCUCAAGCUAUUUGGAGUUUAUCUUCUUGUAAGCCAGGUUUUGGCAUCGAUCAAUUACGAGAUGAUUGUAUGGAUACUUAUUGGCAAUCGGAUGGUCAAUUACCGCAUCUAGUUAAUAUACAAUUCCAAAGGAAAACUACUGUUAGUGAUAUUUACAUUUAUACAGACUAUAAAUUAGAUGAGAGCUAUACACCAAAUAGAAUAUCAAUUAGAGCUGGAACCAAUUUUAAUGAUUUGCAAGAGAUUGAUGUUAUUGUUUUAAAUGAACCAACUGGUUGGGUUCAGAUGCCGAUUAAGGAUAUACGCGAGAAACCGAUACGAACAUUUAUGAUUCAAAUAGCCGUUAUCAGUAAUCAUCAAAAUGGACGAGAUACACAUAUGAGACAAAUUAAAGUACAUAGUCCAACACAAGGCCGUGGCGUUGCAAUGGAUCAUUUUGGAACCUGUAAUUCUGUACAAUUUCGUCAAUAUGCUACAAUUCGAUAAUUCAUUUUAUAUAAAAAUAAAUUUUUUAUAUAAA